AUGUCAUCAUUACCAACUUCAGAUGGGUUUAACCAUCCAGCCCAUUCUUCAGGACAGAGUCCUGAUGUUGGUAAUCCUAUGAGUCUUGCUCGCUCUGUCUCUGCUUCAGUCUGCCCUAUCAAGCCCAGUGACUCAGAUCGCAUUGAACCUAAAGCUGUGAAGGCUUUGAAGGCUUCAGCUGAAUUCCAGAUAAACUCUGAAAAGAAAGAACAUCUCUCUUUACAAGAUCUUUCUGAUCAUGCUUCCUCAGCAGAACAUGCUCCAAUAGACCAGAGUCCAGCUAUGCCUAUGCAGGAUUCAUCCGAAGAAACAACUGUUGCAGGUAAUCUGGAGAAAUCUGCUGAAAGAAGCACCCAGGGCCUCAAAUUUCAUCUCCUUACAAGACAGGAAGCUAGUUUAUCUGUCACAUCUACUAGGAUGCAUGAACCACAGAUGUUUAUAGGUGAAAAGGAUUGGCAUCCAGAAAAUCAGAACCUGAGUCAAGUGAGUGACCCUCAGCAGCACGAAGAACCAGGGAAUGAACAGUAUGAGGUUGCACAACAAAAAGCUUCACAUGACCAAGAAUAUCUUUGUAACAUAGGGGACCUUGAGCUUUGUGAAGAAAGGCAACAGAAUCAACACAAAAUUGUUGAUUUGGAAGCUACGAUGAAAGGAAAUGGGCUCCCACAGAAUGUGGAUCUUCCAAGUACGAAGAAAAGUAUUCCACCUUCAGGAUGCAGUGGCUGCUCAAAUUCAGAAACACUUAUGGAAAUAGAUAUAGCUGAACAGUCCCUAGUUACUGUGCUUAAUUCAACAGGCAGGCAGAAUGCCAAUGUCAAGAACAUUGGUGCAUUGGAUCUCACUUUAGAUAAUCCCUUGAUGGAAGUAGAAACAUCAAAAUGUAACCCUUCUUCUGAAAUUUUGAAUGAUUCCAUUUCCACUCAGGAUUUACAGCCCCCAGAAACUAAUGUUGAAAUAUCUGGAACAAAUAAAGAAUAUGGCCAUUACUCCUCUCCAAGUCUCUGUGGCAAUUGUCAGCCCUCUGUGGAGUCAGCAGAAGAAUCUUGCCCAUCUAUAACGGCAGCCUUGAAAGAACUUCAUGAACUUUUGGUUGUUAGCAGUAAACCAGCUUCAGAAAAUACAUCUGAAGAAGUAAUCUGUCAAUCAGAAACCAUAGCUGAGGGCCAAACCAGUAUUAAAGACCUUUCUGAAAGAUGGACCCAAAAUGAGCAUCUUACCCAGAAUGAACAGUGUCCACAAGUCUCCUUUCAUCAGGCCAUAUCUGUAUCAGUGGAGACAGAAAAAUUAACAGGUACUUCAUCUGACACUGGAAUAGAAGCUGUAGAAAAUGUAAACUUCAGGAGUCUAGGUGAUGGCCUGUCAACCGAUAAGGAAGGUGUCCCCAAAUCUAGGGAAUCCAUAAACAGGAACAGUUCUGUCACUGUAACCUCAGCUAAAACAUCUAAUCAGUUACACUGCACCUUAGGUGUAGAAAUUUCACCCAAACUUUUAGCAGGUGAGGAGGAUGCACUCAAUCAGACUUCUGAGCAAACUAAGUCUUUGUCAUCCAAUUUCAUAUUGGUUAAAGACUUAGGUCAGGGCAUACAGAAUUCAGUAACAGACAGGCCUGGAACCAGAGAAAAUGUCUGUCCUGAAGCUUCGAGGCCGUUACUUGAAUAUGAACCACCUACCAGCCAUCCAUCAUCAAGUCCUGCCAUUCUUCCACCAUUGAUUUUUCCUGCCGCAGAUAUUGACCGGAUUAUCCGUGCUGGCUUUACUUUGCAGGAAGCUCUUGGAGCUUUGCAUCGAGUUGGUGGGAAUGCAGACCUUGCACUUCUUGUUUUGCUCGCAAAAAACAUCAUAGUUCCUACAUGACUAUGGGAAAGUGGGCUAGACCGUUCUCCAUUCCCUUUAAACAAAAGAAAGCUCUGUCUCUAUACAUGCACACAUACACACUCACCACAUAUACAGUAUAUAUAGAAACCUGUAAGCAGAAUGUUGAGCCAGAUUUUUUUUAAAGAUUUUUUUCGGCCAAAGUAAUUUAUGAUCUCUUGUCUCAUGAAUUUGUCUAUCCUACUUGUUAAAAUUUAGGCCUUUUUUAAUGUAUUGGCAGUAUGUGCAUACAAAAGCUUUUUAUUCUCAUUAAGAUGUAUCCUGGAAUAAAAUGGAUGGUUUUGUGUAUAGCAUACUGUUUUAGAAUGAGAGUAAAUGCUUUGAAAAGCAGAAGCCAUGACAAAUCCCACUACCCAUCCAGCUAAAAACAGAUGAACUCUCCACACUGUGACUGUGAGUCUGUGCUGAUGGCAAGGUAUGGCUUGCUGGCUCUGUUGUCAAUUUAGAAACUUUUGACCACAUAGUUUGGUGUUUGGAAUUCUACCCAGUGCUCUGUGUAUCAUGAUUCAUUAAUUAUAACAGGAAAUUGGAGAAUAAUUGAAUAUCUUAUCGUAGAGUGGUAUGUUUUUAUUUGUGUGCUUAGGAUUUGACAUCUUAAUAGGGCGAGCAGGAGGGUUUAAAUCUUGGGCUACUUUGUGCAUUGCAGGCUGCUGCAUGGAUUGCCAUGAAUCCUUAUUACAUUGGAUGGGAUAUUGUUGGGGAGUUACAAUGUGAGUGAAACAUGGUGCUACCCAGAUUUUUAAAAGAACAGAACAACCAUAAUUCCAUUUGCAGAUGUCAAGAACUGUGAGGGAAAAAUAAUGGCCUAAACACUGGAAUUUGCCAGAGUUUGGGUUUGCUAGCAUCUCACUGAUAACACCUCAACCCUUAAUGACUAAUGAUGGACUUAAGUUCAGGAAUGGAUUGAUUGCCAGCAGCUUAUUUCCUUUCUAGACUCUUCUGCCAGGAAGUUCUUCAAACACUCAGUGUGAGCUGUGAUCUGAGUGAAAUACUAAGUGUGAUAACCUGUCACUGGUUAAUCUUGGUGCUUGGAACAGUCAGUCUAUUUGGAGAGUGUCCUUUGUGGCAGUGGAAAUAGUAAUUACAGUUUCUGACUUAAGUGGCCUUGGUAGAGUUUUCCAUCCUUUUCUUUCCUCAGGAGUUUCUUUUUUAAGCAAAAUUCAUCUUAUUUGUGUUUACCAUGUCAAGUUAGAGUGGGGCAUAAUAUAUAGAUGUAUUUAUUGUGGCCUUUUUUUAUAUAAGGACUAGCCCUUGGAAAUCAUUGUCCUGUGGGCCCCACUGUGCAAUAAUCCUACUGGAUAGGUUUUAGAUAAUUCUUUCCUGGCAGACUGCUCUUUUGGGUACCUAGCAGGAAUCUGAAAUCUUGGUUUUAUUGAAAAGAAUUUUGAGAUUCAUAAUUUCUGAUUCUAGAUUAUAGUUUGUAACAUGUUCGAAACAGAAGCUUCGAAAGAGUGAUUUCUCAACUUAGUGUUAAAUGAUUUUGUCUGAAGUCUGACUCUUUGUAAGCUUGUUCGUUUCAUCAAAUUUUAAGUCAUUGAGCACAAUCAAAAUGGAGACUCAUAUCUCAGGAGUUUUUGAAAUUUUAAUUUAGGGGCACUUAGAGACAUUUUUUUCUACCCCAUCCAACUUCUUUCUUUCCUUUUGCUAUGAUGUUUGUAUGUAUGUUGUAAGACUUUAGUGACGGGAUGGCGUGUCACGUAGAUUCAUCAUGAUCCUUUAUGUAGUUAGGAAAUGGUUGACAGAAGGAGUUGUAGUUUACUGCUUUUCAGAGGGCGCUAAGAACAAUAGGUCAGCCAGGUUGUCUUUAAGAUGUUCUUUCAGACAGCUGCACAUUGUAGACCCUUUCACCUGCCCUACACCAAAGAUGUACAAUGCACUAGGAAACUGCUCAUAGGAUUUCUGUCAACUGACUUAAAGCUGUGAUUGUAAUUAAAUAGUUGGUGCUAUGAUUGAUGCAAAAUCUAGUAGCAAUGCAAUAGGACCCUGUAUUUGCUUUAUGGGUGGUGGUUUGGGAAUGUAUUCUAAGCGUAUAAAUCUUUGGAACCACGGGGUGGGAAGGGUGGGGGAACUUACUGAUGAUAAUAGACUCCCUCCUAAAGGGCCUUCCGUGUAAGCAGAAUGAACCUUCGCACACAAUUCAGUGUGAAGAUUUGGGAAACAGUUCCAGGUGGAAUAUAUAAUAUCAGUAGGGAAAAGAUUUCAUUAGGAUAGCUUUUUGUGUAUGUAUAUGUAUAUUUAUUUUUAGGAAUAGAUCUAUAGUUGUACAUGAAUUCCUGUUAGGAAUACUUUGAAUGAGCUUAACCCACUUGCCAAAUAUCCUUGUCCCUUCCAUCAUUUUAUUUUUGAGAUGGGGUCUUGCAGUGUUGCCCAGGCUGGACUCAAACUCUAGGGCUCAAUCAUCUUUCUGAGUAGCUGGGACUACAUAAAGCCCAAUAUAUAAUUGCUUUUGAUUUUUAAAAUCUUCUUGCCCAUCAUUUUUAUAAAAAUUAAGCUGUUUGGCCAACACGGUGAAGCCUCAUCUCUACUAAAAAUACAAAAAAUUAGCUAGGCAUGGUGGCACACGCCUGUAAUCCCAGCUACUUGGGAGACUCAGGCGGGAGAGUUGCUUGAACCCGGGAGAUGCGGGUUGCAGUGAGCCUAGAUCGCGCCACUGCACUCCAGCGUGGGCAGCAGAGCGAGACUCUGUCUCACCAAAAAAAAAAAAAAGCUAUUGACACUAUUAAUAUUUUGGAUGACUUAAAUGUAGCAGCUCUAGAAUGCAAAGGGUAUAUUAAGGAGCAUUACAAUAAUGAACCUUCAUUGUCAGCUUUUAUUCAAUUAAGAGCUCCAGAAAUGCAGAAAUUGUGGGUUAGCUUCUAAGAAUACCAUCAAAUCCUUGUGAAUUCUGGUUGCCAACAGUAAUAACCAGUAAUGGGCACCUUUACUGGACAGCUCCUUUACCAUAACCAGUAGUGGGCAGUUCUGUGGUCAGCACUUAACUACAAGGGUGGUCUCUGUUUCUUCACCAGAGAGAAGAUUUUCCUGUGUAAUUUGUGCCAUUUCCCUGAAGUUGGUUCCUGAGCAGAAAGAUGUGCUUGGUAACCAGACAGCAGCUUUACACAGGUUAUAGAUUUUGCUCAUUAAUGCUGUUAAGAAUUAUUUCCGGCCGGGCGUGGUGGCUCAAGCCUGUAAUCCCAGCACUUCGGGAGGCCGAGGCGGGCGGAUCACGAGGUCAGGAUAUCGAGGCCAUCCUGGCUAACACGGUGAAACCCCGUCUCUACUAAAAAUACAAAAAAUUAGCCGGGCAUGUUGGCGGGCGCCUGUAGUCCCAGCUACUCGGGAGGCUGAGCCAGGAGAAUGGCGUGAACCCGGGAGGCGGAGCUUGCAGUGAGCCGAGAUCGCGCCACUGCACUCCAGCCUGGGUGACAGAGCAAGACUCCGUCUGAAAAAAAAAAAAAGAAUUAUUUCCACUCAUACCUGUUCAGGGCUCCAGACAGCCAAUAGCCUUCAUCCCACAGUUUGGGCUUCAGCUAUUAACACAUAAAGAUAACCAGUUGCAGCUGGGCAUGGUGGCUCACGCCUGUAAUCCCAGCACUUUGGGAAGCCAAGGCGGGUGGAUCACCUGAGGGCAGGAGUUUGAGACAGGCCUGGCCAACAUGGUGAAUGAAACUCUGUCUCUACUAAAAAUACAAAAAUUAGCCGGGUGUGGUGGCGCAUGCCUGUAAUUCCAGCUACUCGGGAGGCUGAGGCAGGAGAAUCACUUAAACCUGGGAGGCGGAGGUUGCGGUGAGCAGAGAUCACGCCAUUGCACUCCAGCCUGAGCAACAAGAGCGAAACUCCGUCUCAAAAAAAAAAAAAAAAAAAAAGAUAACCAGUUGCUUGGCAAAGGAAGCUGGAGAGAUGGUGAGUGCAUGUGUUAAAACUCUUCUGCCUUGCAGCCCAUAUCUUCUAGAGCUCCCUGUCUUCAUAUGUACUAAAGGGAGACACAACCCUAUGUGUUUUUUCCCAAAGCAUGUCUCUAGCAAGAGGUACAUAGAAAUGGAAUAUGAGGCUUUGUGUCACUGAUUUUAUGAUAACCAGUUAAUGUGGAAUCUGCUGGUUGUCUUACUACAGCGUUCUGUCUCUGGUGAAAGCCAUAAAAAUUUAGGUUAACUUUUAAGCUCAUGUCUAUAUAUAUAUGUGUAAGCUAGCAUAUACAUAUGGUGAUUGACAAAUAUAGUUAAUUUUAUAUAGAUUUAAAAGCAAGCGAUUUUUAUAUCUACAGACGUACUCUUCACUUAUGGUGGCUUUUAUCCCACCACAUAUAUAAAUAUAUAUAUAUAUAUAUAGCAAAUAGCCUUGCAAAUCAUUGGCCAGAAAAGCUGCAGGGCGUUGCAAUGGCCUUUUCCUACCUGUUUGCCACCUGUGGUGAGGGUGAGCAGGAUGAUUGAACUGCUGCAUAUUUCAAACCUGUUAUCACUGGCAGUGUGUCCCAAGAGAAGCUGACCAGAUUAUGCAUUCUACUGUUCUCUAGCACAAAUACUCACCAAAAAGCCAAAUUUCCCCUUUGGAUUUGGUAACUUAGUGUAGUCUGUGGCUGACCUAGAAAGACACAGAGUUAUCAAGAGUUUCCCUUCCUAGAAGAUGAAUGUUACCUUUUGUGUUAGGAGGUAGAGAAAAUAAAAAUAGCUUUUUUUUUCUAGGAUUCUAUUCCUCUUAACAACAAAGUAAAUUCAAAGCCUGUCCUUGAGAACUGGAAAUGUAAAAUCAUGGUUCAAGUUUUAUACCUUAGUGAUUCCUCAGUAGGUGUUACUAGGAGUUCACUGAAUGAACUUAGGAGUGAACCUUCGAUGUGCUUGAUUUUCUUUUGUGCCUUAGUUUCUCUGAAUAGCAGAGGCAUCAAAUUUUGGUAGGGAAUGGGAGGAGUAUUAGGGGAAAGUUUGAAAAUAGCUCUCCUGGAGAUGGAGGGCACACAGAGUGGUCCUCAGGCUCACCUUGGCUGAGUUGAUUCACAUCCUGCAUCAGACCAUUAGAUUUCUUUAGUGCUAGGAUUAUAAUAGGGAUUUUUGCAUCACCAAAAACAGUUUUUAGAUGUUUAUGUUCUUUUUUGUACUAUCAGUGUUGUGCUGGUUAAGGGAGAGAAAAGUUCAAGAAAAUCUUACAUAUUUGGAAGGAAAUUGGUACUCUUGAAGGCUAUGCAACAUGAGUCUUUGAACAAGAAUUCCUUGCUACUUUGAUUCAUUCAUCAAAUAUUGAGUGCCUAUGUGCCAGGCACAGGUGACCUCUGGGGAUUCAGGGGUAACUAAAACAGAUUGGAGUCCUGCCCUCCUGAAGCUUUCAGUCUAAAAGGGAAACAUGAAACAAAUUUUAGCUUCAAAAGCAACAUCUGUUUUUGCCUGUUAGCAUGCAUUUAUUUUAAAAGUCAUAUUAGAGUUAAUUGGUUCCGCUUCAGAGCAGACUGGGCAAAUCAGGCUUACAAUGGAAUCAGAUGCUGUGGGCCUAAAACAGCUCUUUAAAAAUCUGUUUUUUUAGGCCAGGUGCAGUGGCUCACACCUGUAAUCACUUUGGGAGGCCAAGGUGGGUGGAUACAAGGUCAGGAGUUCGAGACCAGCCUGGCCAAUACGGUGAAACCUUACCUCUACUAAAAAUAAAAAAUUCGCAGGGCAUGGUGGCACAUGCCUGUAGUCCCAGCUACUCGGGAAACUGAGGCAGAAGAAUUGCUUGAACCCGGGAGGUGGAGGUUGCAGUGAGCUGAGAUGACGCCACUGUACUCCAGCCUGGGCAAGAGCGAGACACCGUCUCAAAAAAAAAAAAAAAUCAAUUUUUAAAAAAAUGGUGUCAGGCAAACCAACAAAAAAAUGUAACAUGUAUAAAUGCCUGAGGAGAUCAGUUAUUGAGAAAUCCAUUUACAAUGCUGGAGGAGAGGGGAUGGCCAGGAAAGAAGUGCAACAAAUAAAUGGAAGAUGACCCUAAAAAUGCACCAGUGACAGUCAAUCCAUCAGACCACCUCACAUGCAGGGUAGAAACAUGGAGUGUGCUGCAGCAUCCUCCUCGCAUCCCUUUGUGAGCACGGCUGCUCCGGAAUACUGACCAUCUGGGCUAGCACGACUUAGCAGAGGGUUCUGCAGGAUGUGCUAUUUUAAAGCAGCUGGGUGCAACUUGUGAAAACGGGAAUCUAGAGCAGAACAUGUAACCAGUGAUGGCUGGGAUUGGUGGACAGGAUUGACAGGAGUAUUUGAGGCUCUACCAGGCCUGUCUACCGGACAGCUUAAUCAAAGGGACAUUUUUUAACCUGUUAUUUUAAAUGCCACAUAUAUGUUGUAAUCCUGAAGCAUACAGGUAGAAUUUCUGGAUCGUACCUACUAGUGACUUCUGAGGUUUACGUUUAUCAGUUAUGUAUUGAUGAUUGGUAAUCUAGACCCUCUGGAGGCUGUAGAAUGUGAAAGGAUGCAGCUGACAAGUUUUAGGGCACUAUCUUCUGGAAUGAAAUCUGCCAAGAAAAUGGUUCAAGGGCAUGGGGGUUAGAGAAUGUUUCUUUUACCUAAAAACGUUAAGCCAACUGUGGAAGAUUGGGGUCGUGGGGGCAUGAAAUACAAAACUAUGAUAAUUUAUACAGAACUAGGUUUCUUUAUGUUCUGUAAGAAGGUUUUCAUUAGCUAAUUUGGGGCAGGGGGCAUGCUGCAGUAUUUUUUUUCCUAGGAACAUGCAUUUCUGAUGGGAAGUUAUUUUGUUUACAAGAGUUGGUUUUACACACAACCCUGAAUGAAUGUGUCUGUGGCCUAAAAAUGGUAGACCUGUAUUUCCUUCCAGAGGCAGGCUGAUUGAUUUCCUGAUUCCUUCUGUCUGGGAUUACCUGAUGCUGACCAGACUUAUUUUUCCUUUCCUGAAUCUUCACAGCUGAGUUUUUGCCACCCAUCCAAGACCUUUCCAUUUGAAUGACUAGAUUUCCAUUCUAUCCCCUGAUCAUCCUUUUGAAAUAGUUCUAGUGAUAAACUCAGAGAAAUUCGAUAUAUUGAUUGAAUUUUAUUUUUUCGCUUUGAAUCUGCAACAAAAAUUGAUUUGUUCAUUUUUAUUCCAAAUCUCAUCUUCGUGGCAAGUUGGGCUAAUGGACUUUGCACUCAAGAAAGGUUUGUUUACCAGUUUUGUAGCCAUGUUUGGCAAAUCUUAGCAAAUAGAAACCCCAUCCUUUCUUUUCCUUCUUUAUAUGUUCUUGCAGUUACUCUUGUAUUGCAAGAUUUUCUGACUUUAAGCUUUGAGGCUACCGCAUCUUAAAAGAAGAACUAGGCUGACUGGCAAAAAGUCUUGCCGGUGGCCCUGUUACUCCCAUGAUGCUUUGGUUUUGAGAGUUGGGAAAACUCUGAGAACUUAAGGGAACCAAACUCAGGAAUCCCAAAAUUGGUGGCAUUGUGCCAUUCGUUUAGGGGCUGAACAUAGGACCUGUCUGAAACUGAGUGAGCUAGAUGCAUUUGGGUUUGAAUUUUUGUCACAUACUGAAAUGUAAGUCAGCCCUAAAUAAUCAAAACACUUUAUUUUAUUUUUUUUAAUAGGAACUUUCUGAAGAAAAAGUGGUGUGUAAAACAUUUGAUAUUUAAGACAAUAAAGUUUUUAUCAUAAGA
Symphalangus syndactylus (siamang) is the source of this 9446-nucleotide messenger RNA. RefSeq names its product regulator of solute carriers 1 (gene RSC1A1). The record is from RefSeq and is a predicted model, not a curated record. NCBI's taxonomy places the organism in Eukaryota, Metazoa, Chordata, Mammalia, Primates, Hylobatidae.